AUGGCAGAUAAAACGCAUAUAGAACAUUUAUUGGCAACGCGAUCACUUGAAAUAAGAGCUGAUAGUUCUUCAUCAGAAGAUAGAAAUAAUCCAACUUCCUCAGAUUAUUGUGAAUAUCAUAAAGAUUCAAACCUAUGUGAAAAACCAGUCAGUAGUAAUACUUUAAUCAUUGCAAUAUCCAUUGUGCUACCUUUGGUAUUAAUUGCGUGUGUAUUGGGUUAUUUCCUUUAUAGAAAUUAUCGUAAGGAUAAAAAAGAAAGUAUGGAACACGACCCUGAUUUUGACGAAAAUGGUGAAGCCACUGCCAUUCCUGAUGUUUAUUUCGGAGGGGUUAACCCUUUCCAAUCAGGAUAUGAAAACCAAUCUGUCCUCGGUCAAUAUAAACAACAACAUCCACCUCCUCCUAGACAAAUGCAACAAAACCUUGCAUCUCAAUAUUCACCGUAUGGGCAACUUCCUACUCAACAAGCUACCAAUUUACCACCACCAAAAGCAGAUCCAUAUGGAUUUAUAUUACCUUAUACCCAUCAAACGGGAUCAAAAUCGUCUUUGGAUGAUUAUACUAGAAGUUUUUACGAUUUACAAGGAUAUACUACUCCUUCAUCGGCUUCCAUACAUCAGUUAGAUCAAUCCGCUGUCAGAUCUCCUACUAAGUCAAAUCUCCGUUAUGAAAAACGUUUAGAAUCUACAGAAAAUUUGAAUUCCACAAAGCCAUACAGUGAACAAUAUUCAAUGGAAGAUUUAUCGUCUACAGGAGAAAAAUCAGAUCAUCGUGGUCUUGAGAAGGAAGAACAAUUUCAUGAUGGUGAUCGAGAUAUUGAAAAAACAGCACUGGCCGAUUUAUCAGAUUCUACAGACAGAAAUAUAUCUCCAUUUGAAGAUCAUGAAACAACGGCUACAUAUACUCAAGAAAAUGAUUCACAGGAUAAUUUUAGAUUCUCAACAACAGACACCGACAAGCAUGACAGCGAUGCGACAUCAGUUCCACCACCAACUAAAGCUUCCCCAAGACUUUCUCGAUUUAAUUUGUUGAAGAAUGACAGUGAUGCGGAAGAUGACGUAGAAGUGGACGAAGAAAACCAGGUUUUAUCCAACCAACAGCAAGAAGAACUCAAGAGAAUGAGAUCAGUAUACAAGGUAUAUUUUGAAGAACAAAAUGCAUCAUCACCAGGUAUGCAACAACAACAACAACCACAACAACAGCAGCAAAACGAUCAAAUUGAUUCAGCUAGAUUCAGUACCGCUUCUUCAGUAUAUGACAGUAUCGCAUCACCCCGUCAACAACAUCCAGAGGAAGAGCAAAUAUAUACCCAACAAUUCAAUCAAAACUAUCAACAACACUAUGGACAACCUAUUGAUCCUCAAUUGUAUCAACAGGUUCAAAAACAGCAAUACGCCAACUAUAUUCAACAACAGCGUCAUAUGAAUAGACCAUCCCAUCGCCAUCGUCACCAACACUCACAACAACAACUACAACCAGCAAAAAUUCCAUCAAGACAAGCAUCACGAGAAUUUUCACCACCUUUGGAUACUGUCCCCAACGCGACAGCCAAAUAUAGAACCAAAUCCCCACCAAUUCAAAUGAGACCAUACAUGCCGUUUGACGAUUUCCAACAAGGCACCGGCUAUUAUGAAAGUUCCUAUGACGCAAAUAGUCCCAUGCUGCCACCUUCGGCAACUCAAGUCAGUCGUAAUUCAGUAGUCAUGGUGAAUCCCGUUACGGAAAUCACAAAGGCAAGAAAAUUUGUUCCAGCUGGUUCAUUAGCCCAAAAUAAUAACGGAUCACAACAUCUGUUUGGUAUUAGUGAGUUGGAAUAUGAGAAUGAUUUGAUUCCGGGGAGUAGAAAGAGUGAUAUUCGUAGGGUGAUGAAUGGAAAAACUUUCUAA
Hemisphaericaspora subhashii is the source of this 1887-nucleotide messenger RNA. RefSeq lists its product as uncharacterized. The transcript has a single exon. The record is from RefSeq and is a predicted model, not a curated record. Bases 1 to 1887 code for a protein of 628 amino acids. Lineage: Eukaryota; Fungi; Ascomycota; Pichiomycetes; Serinales; Debaryomycetaceae.